This is a messenger RNA of Balearica regulorum gibbericeps (East African grey crowned-crane), 996 nucleotides long. RefSeq names its product cathepsin S (gene CTSS). NCBI's taxonomy places the organism in Eukaryota, Metazoa, Chordata, Aves, Gruiformes, Gruidae. Gene Ontology annotation, molecular function: cysteine-type peptidase activity. Gene Ontology annotation, biological process: proteolysis. The record is from RefSeq and is a predicted model, not a curated record.
AUGAAGCUGCUGCUGGCUUCCAUCGCCUUCCUGGCCACGCUUGCGGUGACGUUGGGACACCCCGACCCCGCGCUGGAUUGGCACUGGCAGCUCUGGAAGAAAACCUACGGCAAGGAGUACCGCCACAAGAAUGAGGAAGGGGACCGGCGCGUGACAUGGGAGAGGAACCUGCGACUGGUGACGCUGCAUAAUCUGGAGCACUCCCUGGGGCUGCACUCCUACGAGCUGGGCAUGAACCAUCUGGGAGACAUGACCAGCGAGGAAGUGGCGGCUUUGUUAACCGGGCUGAACGUGGUCCCUCGGCCAAACCGAACCUCCACGUACCGACCACAACCUGGCAGCAAAGUCCCGGACGCGGUGGACUGGAGGGAGAAAGGAUGCGUCACGGAUGUGAAGAAUCAGGGCGCUUGUGGGUCGUGCUGGGCCUUCAGUGCCGUGGGAGCCCUCGAAGCCCAGGUGAAGCUGAAGACGGGGAAGCUGGUGUCCCUGAGUGCCCAGAACCUUGUUGACUGCUCCAUGAUGUACGGGAACAAAGGCUGCAGUGGAGGUUUCAUGACCCAAGCUUUCCAGUACAUCAUCGACAACCAAGGGAUCGACUCGGAUGCUUCCUACCCCUACACAGCUCAGAAUGGGACAUGUCAAUACAACGCUUCCACACGAGCCGCCACUUGCUCCAAGUACGUUGAGCUCCCAUAUGCCGAUGAAGCAGCCCUAAAAGACGCUGUAGCCAACAUCGGACCAGUGUCUGUCGCUAUUGACGCCACCCAGCCCACCUUCUUCUUGUACAGGUCAGGUGUGUACGAUGACCCCCGGUGCACACAGGAGGUGAAUCACGCAGUAGUCGUGGUCGGCUAUGGCACCCUAAAUGAUAAGGAUUACUGGCUUGUGAAAAACAGUUGGGGCGUGCGUUUUGGUGACGAGGGCUAUAUCCUCAUGUCAAGAAACCAUGCGAACCAUUGCGGGAUCGCCAGUUAUGCCUCUUAUCCACUAAUAUAG